AUGUCCGGCAAGCUCGACCAGUCUUUGGACGAGAUCGUCUCCUCCCAGCGCAAGGCUGGCGGCCGCCGUGGCCGCGCUACGCGCCGCUCCUCCGGCCGUCCCACCACCACUGCACCCGUGGGCGGCGUGCAGAAGAACUCCAAGAAGCCCCAGACCGCCACCAAGCAGGCUCCUGCCAAGGCUUCCGGAGGCCCCGGCGACAGCAAAGUCGUUGUCAGCAACCUUCCCAAGGAUGUGACGGAGGCUCAGAUCAAGGAAUACUUUGUCUCCUCAGUUGGAUCCAUCAAGAAGGCCGAAUUGUCUUACGGCCCCGGAGGCGUGAGCCGUGGCAUUGCUACCAUCAUCUUCGCCAAGCGGGAUGGCGCCUCCACUGCCUACAACAAGCUGAAUGGCCUCCACGUUGAUGGCAAGCCCAUCCGCAUCGAGAUCAUUGUCAGCGGCGACAAGGCUGCUGAGAUUGCGCCACCGCCCAAGACUUUGACCGAGCGCGUCACACAGCCAAAGUCUCAACCCAAGUCGGCUGCUCCCAACAAGAAGAAGGAGGCUGCUGCCAAGGAUGCUGGUGCUGCUGGUGCUAGCCGGGGUCGUGGUGCUAAGCGAGGCCGUGGUGGCCGCAGCGCUCGACCUGCCAAGAAGACAGCCGAGGAGUUGGACAGUGAGAUGGCAGACUACUUUGUUGCCAGCAACCAGGGCGAGAACGCCAACGGCGGAGCUCCUGCAGCUGCCACGAAUGGCGACGCACCUAUGGACGAUGGUAUCAUGUAA
This is a messenger RNA of Neoarthrinium moseri, 765 nucleotides long. RefSeq lists its product as uncharacterized. Gene Ontology annotation, molecular function: mRNA binding. Lineage: Eukaryota; Fungi; Ascomycota; Sordariomycetes; Amphisphaeriales; Apiosporaceae. Bases 1 to 765 code for a protein of 254 amino acids. Gene Ontology annotation, cellular component: nucleus. Gene Ontology annotation, biological process: mRNA export from nucleus. The transcript is spliced from 4 exons. The record is from RefSeq and is a predicted model, not a curated record.